Molecule: messenger RNA, 3587 nt
Organism: Lymnaea stagnalis (great pond snail)
Lineage: Eukaryota; Metazoa; Mollusca; Gastropoda; Lymnaeidae
Source: the annotation of a GenBank genome assembly
AAAAGUUUUUACACACAGUUUUGCGGUUGAUUUCAUUGCUGUAUUUGAAUCUGACGAAAUUGUUCAUUAAUAUACGUGAAUGCAGAGACUGUAACAAGACCCUUCUUCCCCCAACGGUUCUACGUAUAUUGUAAUGUUGACAUCUUUAGCGGAACCAGCGCUGCGCUUGACAUGUCGUUGAAUUACAGACUUUAGUUGGAAGGAGCCCCCGCCAAUGGAAGACGACGACGACGAAACAGACAAUGAGAAUGGGUAGCUUGUUUUAUCAGCGAAUAGCAAGAGUUUCAUUUAAAUAUAGAUUUUUUUAAAAAAAUCAUUAUAAUCUAUGAAACACAACUUGGAUAAUUAAACAAUUAAUUUACAACAUUUUUAAAGCUUUUUUUUUUUUAAAACAAAAAUACAAAACGCGGAGUUAUAUUACUCUUGGGAAAUGGAAACGAAAUAAUAUAUACAAAAGGAAAAUCCGAUUUAAAAAAACUAACUUUUAAAGCAAAAAAAAAAAAAAUUAUAUUAAUUUUGCAAAUUGUAUUGCAUCAAAAUGAAAAUAAAACAACAGGGUUUGUCAUUUACUGGCGGGAAUCUAUUAAUAGAACAUCCGGGCAUACAUUAUUGUCAAUCUCAUUAAAUGUCUGAAAGAUAUUAAUAGAAAAGGAAACAAAAUAAAAUAUACAAAAGGAAAAUACGAUUUAAAAAAACUAACUUUUAAAGCAAAAAAAAAAAAAAUUAUAUUAAUUUUGCAAAUUGUAUUGCAUCAAAAUGAAAAUAAAGCAACAGGGUUUGUCAUUUACUGGCGGGAAUCUAUUAAUAGAACAUCCGGGCAUACAUUAUGGUCAAUCUCAUUAAAUGGCUGAAAGAUAUUAAUACAAACAUCCUGGUAUUCCGUUUGGCCAAUCUCUCAACAGCUGUUCGGCACUUCUACGUUAAUGUUAGCCAGCAUGGUGGGUCUUGACCUUGACCUAUAUAAAAUAAGUUAAUAUGUUGAUCGCAAGAAACAAUUUUCAGAUUGACAGGAAGCCUUUGGGCAUAACAGUGUCUUAGGCGUAGUGGAUUGGGUCGUAUUUCAGCUCACCCACCUCGGGUGGGUUUCAAGUUGUCAAAGCUUGCCGGUCGUAAGGUCGUAAGGUCUGCUUCUGACUUUCCAGGGCGGACGGUGACGAUGAGGUGGCGGACAGGGUGGCCCAGAUGCUGGACAACCAGAAAUGUUACAUCCAGAUGUGCAAGAAUUCCUCGCAAAUUUUACAGAUGUUGUCCCAGUUAAACCAAGGUACGGCAAGAUUGUGCAACAUUUUUGUGACAUCCAGCUUUAACAUGAGUGUAGAAUUCAGGUUAACCGUGCUUGCGUAAUCCAGGUUAACUGUGAUUUUGUAAUCGAGGUACAAUGAAUGUCUAAUACAAUUUAACCAUGAUUGUGUAAUUCAGGUUACCCAUGAUUGUGCAACUCACGAAAAGAUGCAUGAUGGGAUUUUAAGAGCUUUAUUUAAUACAAUUCCGGUUUAGAGAUUGUCUCUAUCUAAUUGUUUUGUUUAUUUAAAAAAUUCAAGUCAGACUAUAUUUAGGUUCGUAUCUCGCUUUGUUCACUGUCAAUCAUGAUUAAUCAAAUCAAGCCCGCCCCCUUCCUCACAGGUGUGUCAUGCAGCACCCAGGUGCUGGAGCUGCAGAGUGUCAGCGAGGAGAGUGACUCGUCGCGGUCAUCCACAUCGUCGGCUUCAUCGUCCCCCACAUCCAUGUCAGGUGACUUUCUUCCUAGAGUGCGCCCUCCCCCAAACUGCUCCCUUUAACCCCCCCCCACCCUCCCCCAAUUCCACUUUUGAAUUGUUUCCGUUGCACUUGAUGGCAGUUGCCAGGGCCGUUAACUUACUCAUGAAAUCUUUCAGUCUUGAACCUCAACAAAAGAAAAGAAGCGAGGCAAGUUAUGCUGUUUAAAGAUUCAUUGGCAUUUUGUGAGCGGUUUUAUUGCUAUGCAAAUUGCGCUCUUGCUCCCAGUGUCUCUUCAUAAUAAUUAUUGGGAAAAUCAGUAUCUAUAUCUCUAUAAUAGAGCAAGGUCAUUGUGUGAAUUAUAAAGCUAAAUAAUCGUUGGUAAAACGGUGAAAUAAGGAAACAGAAUAAAGAGAGAGAGAGAGGGGGGGGGAGGGCGAAUAUUUGUUUAAACUAAAGGUUUGAACAUUUCACAUUAUUGUAUCCAACUCCGAACAGAGUUUUUGACGUCCUGCUCUCCCAGCCGCAACUCUCUCGCAGUCUCACACUCGGCCGGCUUCAAUCGUCCCCCAAAUUCACAUCUGGUCUACAUUUGGUUCAACACUUGAGUUAUAUUGUCCUCAAUUCUGACUUUGGUGUUUAUGGUUUAUGAUGCACUACCUUGACAAAAGAUUUUUCAUGAAAAAAAAUGACCCAUCAUCAUAAAUGUAUUUCAAGAAAUAUGACCCUCCCCUCUCCCCCCUCUCUUUGCGCACCAUUUCUUUCUGGCAUUGUUUGUUCUGGUGUAAUCCUUUCUUUUGUUGUGUGCGCCCCCCACUGUUUGGUUCCGUUCAUUAGAACUCUUCAAGUAUCCAAUGCAAGCAUCAACGUUAUGGGGCAAGUCAUCAUAAAAUAUCCUUCUUUCAAAAAUAAUAAUAACUGUUACUCAGGAAAGCCAUGUUGAGCACCAGGUGAGAAGCUCCACAGGUGAGAAGCUCCACAGACCGAAUGUCAGCGGUAAUUGUACACGGGUUGUUAAUACCAUUGACAAAAUCAAUUUCACAUGGGAAAAGGGGGGGGGGAACUACUUUUAAAACAAUUUAUGGUAAUCUGGUCACGUAAUAUUUGUUAUUUCGUAGCUCCCCGCUGGAGCGCUUUUUAGUCGUAGUCGCAUUAGCCUUAGUCGCAUUAGUCGUAGUCGUAAUCGCAUUAGUCGUAGUCGCAUUAGUCGUAGUCGUAGUCGCAUUAGCCUUAGUCGCAUUAGUCGUAGUCGCAUUAGUCGUAGUCGCAUUAGUCGUAGUCGCAUUAGUCGUAGUCGCAUUAGUCGUAGUCGCAUUAGUCGUAGUCGCAGUCGCAUUAGGCGUGUGACUUGGCGUGUUUUUUCAGGCACAUAGUUUAUAACAAGGAGCAGGGUCAUGAACUCACACUGCGCCCAUGACCUUUUAGAUCAGCGGUUCUCAACUUGUGGGUCGAGACCCCUUUGGGGGUCGAGCAACCUUUACACAGAUGUCGCUUAAGGCUAUCGGCAACACACAUUUAUGAAGUAGCAACAUUUAUGGGGGUCACCACAACAUGAGGAACUGUAUUAGAUUGUCGCGGUAUUAGGAAGGUUGAGAACCACUGUUUUAAACAGUCAGGCGCUCUAACUGACGUUGUCAGUUAAUUAAGCCGAGGCAAUGUUUUGAACACGGGAAUUCAAUGAAUUUAAAAUUGACACCUGGUCUCUCAGAGUUGUUGACGUCUUGAAUGGUUGUGAUGUCAAGUUGAUUUGUGACAUGGCCAGAAUAACCUCACAGCUGGCAACGAACGUUUUUUGUCGUUUUUUCUUUCUAGACGAGCCCCCACUUGUGAUAUGGGCGGAGCCAAUCAUGACAUGCCAAUUAAUCUCCACGACCAAUCAACAUCACGGCUGC